AUGUCGGACGAGAAAGCAGUGAUUUCAAAGGAGGAUAUUAAGCCUUUUUUUGAUAAGCAUCGGUCGAUUCCUGCUAAUAGAGCAUGUUUUGACUGUAAUGCUAAGAACCCGACGUGGUCGUCGGCCACCUUUGGCGUAUUCAUCUGUCUCGACUGUUCGUCGGUCCAUCGUAAUCUCGGUGUUCAUGUCAGUUUUGUACAAAGUACUAACAUGGACAACUGGUCAGUUGGUAACUUGAGAAAUAUCCGAAUUGGUGGUAAUAAAUCGGCCCGGGACUUUUUCGCUAAGAAUGGAGGUUCGCAAUAUCUUGUCAAUGGAGCCAAUGCAAAAGAUAAAUAUACAAGUCGUACAGCCAGUCUGUAUUUAGACGAACUUCGUCGUCGGGCAUUAUCAGACUCAGUCAAGUUCCCCAACGAGGCGGUUCUCGAUACUUCGAAUCUGGUGGGUGAAUCUCUUGGAGGUGGCUCGUCUUCGUCUCUCUCACUCAAUGAUACUAAUGGUGACGAUGCCAGUUCGUCUAAAGACAGUUUCUUUGCUAAUUGGGAUAAACCUCUCGUCAAGAAACCCACCCCUCCAGUAUCCAGAUCCUCGACUCCUGGAGCCGGCAUCUCUCGAGGUGUAUCACCAGCUGUCAACAGUGGUAACUCAUCUACCACUACUAGUAAUAGUACGACUACGACUGCUACUACAUCCAGUAAUCGUAUUUUGUCGAGCAAAAAAACCACUUCUUCCAGCUUGGCAUCGUCAUCGGCCAGAAAAACCAAUAUUCUCGGAGGUGGAGCCAAACGACCUACUAAGUUGGCGGCCAAGAAACUGGGCGCUGAUGAUCUGGAUUUCGAUAAAGCCGAACGUGAAGCAAAGGAAGAACAGGAACGAAUUGCUAAACUGGGAUAUAAUCCUAAUGAUACAAAGAAUGGUUCAUCUGGAGCAGUUUCUAGCGGACUUGGUAGUACAUCAGCAGCAGGCAAAACCAGUCUUUCAUAUGACGAAGAGCCACUUCCAGCCUCGCUGGCAUCUCCUGCUUUGAACAGUUCAUCCACAUCAUCAUCCAAAGUCGAAGAUACUCGUCAAGCAUUUGUCAAGCUCGGAUUUGGCCAGACGUCUGCUGGUCCUAAAAAGACUGCCAGUCCCCAGACAUCGACUCCCAGUAUCACGCCUGCUCCAUCUGCCAGUUCAUACUCGAGCUCGGCCAAUUCUGAAGUCGUGAAUAAAUACGGCAACCAAAAAAGCAUUUCAUCCGACGAAUUCUUCGGCCGCAAUUCGUACGAUCCCAGUGCCCAAGCCGAAGCACGCACCCGUCUUCAAGCGUUUGACGGUGCUACUUCCAUUUCCUCGAGCAGUUACUUCGGCCGCGACGAGGACGAAGAGGCCGAAAUGCGCCAAUCCGCCAGCGGCGAGUUCGCAUCCGUCGAACGGGUGGCCCAAGACAUCGCUGACCGAGUCAAAGGCAUCGCUGGUGAAGACAUGACCGUGCUCAAAGACGCUAUCGAGCAGGGCGCGUCCAAGCUCAGCGAUCUAAUGAGAGAAUAUUUACGUUGA
Sugiyamaella lignohabitans is the source of this 1539-nucleotide messenger RNA. It is a transcript of the gene GLO3, whose product is annotated as Glo3p. The record is from RefSeq and is a predicted model, not a curated record. The coding region runs from base 1 to 1539 and encodes 512 amino acids. The transcript has a single exon. Gene Ontology annotation, molecular function: GTPase activator activity. Gene Ontology annotation, biological process: COPI coating of Golgi vesicle. Lineage: Eukaryota; Fungi; Ascomycota; Dipodascomycetes; Dipodascales; Trichomonascaceae.